AUGUCCUUCAAUUCUGGAUCCUCGAACCCUCGCCGCCGAGAGUAUCAAUCGCUCGAUCCCCCCGUCUCUGAAGAUGAAUGGUCCUCGACCGAGCUGAAGAAGAUACCCGGCAUGCCCCGAAUGAAGUCUCGCGACGCAAUGAAGGAUUCUUCUCUCGACGAUCUCCUAUCCAGUGGAGACGAAUCCGACUCCCACGACGGCGCAAAUGUGAAACUCCUUCCUCUCGACAAGAAUGCUCAAAGAAAGAAGAAAGGAAAACAGGUGCAAUUCACCCCGGAUACGAGUUCUGCGAGCCCCGACGCCAUUGACGGGCCGGGUGAGCCGCGCGAUGUCAGCAAGGCCAUUGAGAAUAUGCUGAGCAGAGAGCGUGACAUACUCUCAGAGACGUUCGACGAGGAUCUAGAUCAUGCUUCAAAGUACGUGUUUGAUGAUGAAGAUAGUGACGAGUACGGGAUUCCGACACACAAGAAUCAGGGGGGCACGGGCUACGGUGAUGGACGACGCAGAAGCUGGGCGUCGGGAAUCAAGUCGUUGCUCCAUAUCACAGCCUGGUGGCACGUCUUUCCAUUGAUCGCUGUCGGUCUACUUGUGAUGUGGCUGGCAACUAAGGGCUUACCGUGGGUUCUGGGUGGGAAAAAGCAGAAGGAAUAUUCAUCUAUUCCGUGGUAUCCGACUCCUCUCGGCGGGACAAACGGUGCAUGGAAAGAAAGCUAUAGCAAGGCACACGAUCUUGUCGAACGGAUGGAGCUUGUGGAGAAGGUCAACAUUACAACUGGGACGGGAUGGAGAAUGGGCCUCUGUGUUGGCAACACUGGGCCCGCGAUGAAUGUCAAAUUCCCCUCACUUUGUCUCCAAGAUGGCCCACUAGGGCUACGUUUUGCGGACAACAUCACUGCAUUUCCGGCCGGUAUCACGACGGGUGCCACGUGGAAUCGUGAGCUGAUGCAGCAACGAGGUUUUGCGCUUGGCCAGGAGGCGCGGGCUAAAGGCGUCAACAUUCUCCUCGGCCCAUCCAUGGGUCCCUUGGGUAUGAUGCCUGCUGGUGGUCGAAACUGGGAAGGCUUUGGAUCCGAUCCUGUUCUGCAAGGUGUUGCUGCGGCUGAAACCAUUCGGGGCAUUCAGCGCAAUGGUGUCAUGGCGACUGCGAAGCAUUGGUUGAUGAACGAGCAAGAGCAUUUCCGCCAAGUCGGAGAGUGGGACAGCGAAAAUGCAAUUUCAUCCAAUGUGGAUGAUCGGACACUCCAUGAAGUUUUUGCAUGGCCGUUCGCAGAGAGUGUGCGUGCUGAUGUGGCGAGUGUCAUGUGCUCGUACCAAAAGGUCAAUAACAGUUUCGCCUGUGAAAACAGCAAGCUCUUGAACGGCAUUUUGAAGGAUGAGCUUGGCUUCCAAGGGUUUGUGCAGUCAGAUUGGCUUGCUCAGCGAUCCGGUGUGCAAAGUGCGCUGAGUGGUCUCGACAUGAGCAUGCCCGGUGAUGGCGCAAAGUGGGAAGAUGGUGAUUCUUUCUGGGGUCAGCGCUUGACCCAAGCUGCUCUCAACACCUCAGUGCCCAUGGAGCGUCUCAACGACAUGGUCACGCGUGUUGUUGCAGCCUGGUAUCACUUUCGGCAGGAUUCGUGGGACCAACCUCCUCCCCUUGGAAAGGGCGGGCCCAACUUUUCGUCGUGGACUUACGAGAAGAUGGGAAGCCUCCAUCCCGGCAGCAAAGACGAUCAAUCCAACGAGGUGGUCAAUCACUAUGUGAAUGCGCAAGAGACUGGUUCCAAGGAAUUGUCUCAUUCCCUUCUAGCUCGGAAGGUAGCUGCCGAAGGAAUUGUUCUUCUUAAGAAUGUGAACAAUACUCUCCCGCUUUCGCGGACAGCCAGCGGCCCGACAGAGCGCUAUCGUGUGGGAAUUUACGGCGAGGAUGCCGGUCCCGGCGAGGGUCCGAAUGUUUGUGGUGAUCGCGGCUGCAAUCAAGGAACAUUAGGAUCUGGUUGGGGCAGCGGUGCUGUCGACUUCCCAUACCUCGUCACUCCGUGGGAUGCGCUUCGCGCUGCAUGGCCUUCAGAAAAGAGUGAUGUCCGAGGAUUCUUCGGCAGGGAUGUUGCCAUGAAGAACUUGGUCGACCAAGACCUCUGCCUUGUCUUUGCCAAUUCUGAUGGGGGAGAAGGCUUCAUCCACGAUGGCGAUGUCUUUGGCGAUCGCAAUAACCUCGAUCUUCAGCACGGAGGGGCCAAGCUGAUUGAGCGGGUCGCUACUAACUGUGGGGGUGGACAAGGCAAGACGGUUGUCGUGAUUCACUCUGUGGGCCCCGUGGUGAUGGAAUCUUGGAUCGAUCUACCAGGCGUCCACGCAGUCCUCUACGCCAAUCUACCUGGACAGGAGAGUGGAAACGCUCUUGUCGACGUUCUCUUCGGCGACGUCGACGCCAGCGGCCGUCUUCCUUACACCAUCGGUCGGUCUCUGGACGACUACGGCCCCGGAGCCAAAGUGAUGUACUCGACAAGAGACAGACAACCAGAAAUGAUGUUUGAUCAGGGACUCUACAUUGAUUAUCGAUAUUUCGACAAGAAGCAGAUCGCCCCUCGGUUCGAGUUUGGGUUUGGACUGUCCUACACUACCUUCAACAUCUCCUCCCUCACCAUCAAACCCCUUCGCGAGAAAUCUCGUCUUCCCGCCGCGCGGCCCAAGAACGAGAUUGACCCGCCCAAGUACGACAACAAGCCCCCGGCAGAGACCUCGACGAGAUUUCCGCCCGGUUUCAAUGCCCUUGCAAAAUACAUUUAUCCCUACACGCGGGACAGCUCCGCAACCAAGCCUGGUUCUUAUCCGUAUCCGGACGGUUACAAAACGCACCAGCAUCUUUCCGAGGCAGGUGGCGGGCCAGGGGGCAACCCGUCACUUUACGAUGAGAUGGUGUCCCUCUCGGUCAACGUGAGCAAUACUGGCCCACGGUCGGGCAAGGAAGUUGUCCAAGUCUAUCUCUCCUUCCCCGAACACGUUGCAGAACACCGCGGAUUGGGCCAGAGCCGUGAGAAUAUCGAGUUCCCCGAUCGGGUGCUGCGCAAUUUCACCAAGGUCUCGCUGGAGCCGGGCGAGCAUACUACCGUACAGAUGACCCUAUCCCGGAAAGAUUUGAGUUACUGGAGUGUACGGGCGCAGAAUUGGGUGAUGCCGACCGAGGGUACUUUCCGUAUCUGGGCCGGUCGAAGCUCUCGCGAUCUACCUCUCAUUGCGGAGUUUUGA
Messenger RNA from Penicillium oxalicum, 3225 nucleotides. RefSeq names its product beta-glucosidase. Gene Ontology annotation, molecular function: beta-glucosidase activity. Gene Ontology annotation, biological process: glucan catabolic process. Lineage: Eukaryota; Fungi; Ascomycota; Eurotiomycetes; Eurotiales; Aspergillaceae. The transcript is spliced from 2 exons. The record is from RefSeq and is a predicted model, not a curated record. The coding region runs from base 1 to 3225 and encodes 1074 amino acids.